AUGGGCCUGCUGUGCCCGUGCGUGGUGUUUGGUUGGAACGUGGAGCAGCUGGAGGGCGAGUGCUGCUGCCCCUGCAUCAUGCACGUGGUCUGCACCGCCGUCGGCUGCGUCUCCUGCUACGCAUCCGCGUACCGGACACGGAUACGGGCCAAGUACAACCUGGUGGAGUCCCCGUGCGGCGACUGCUGCACCCACUUCUGGUGCCAUUGCUUCGCCCUCUGCCAAGAAUACCGACAGCUCAAAAAGGAGCCCCCCCAGGCGUUCCUCGCGGGCCCCCCGGCCAUCAUCACCCCGCCCCCCACGCAGCAAAUGCAGCCAAUCGGUUACGUUCCAGGGGGGUCCCCUUCCGCGCUCAUGACCCAGAACCCACCCCCCCAAAGCGCGCAGAUGAGCCCCAACGGUUUCGGGGGGCCGAAGCCGUACCCGAUGGCGCCCAACGCGCCCCCCCUGCAGCAGAACCCCUACCCCCCCGCGCAGUAUCAACAGCAGCAAUACGAGCAGCAAAUGUACCCCCCCGCGCAGCCGCAGGGGGGUCCGUAUUACGGACAACAGCCCAGCUCGCCGUCGGGUUAUGGCCAGGGGGGUCCCCCUCAGCAAUAUCAGGGGAGCGGAAUGAGUACGCCUCAGUAUAUGCAGGGGGGGAAUAUGCCCCAGGGGGGGCCGGCGUAUGGGCAGGGGUACGGGCCACAGGGAGGGGCCCCGAACGCGUGGGGCAGAUAG
Messenger RNA from Klebsormidium nitens, 720 nucleotides. Lineage: Eukaryota; Viridiplantae; Streptophyta; Klebsormidiophyceae; Klebsormidiales; Klebsormidiaceae. The record is from the annotation of a GenBank genome assembly.